GGGGCCGCGUUAGUUUUUUGUUUUGUUUUUGUCGGGGGCUCCCGAGGCUUUGGGCUCCGCCGCGACGGUGUUUUCGUUGUCUCGUCUCAACUCUCUUCUUCUCUCCGGUUCCCCGGAUCGUGUCAGCGCAGCGGCGCCACCCUCCUCCACCUCCACCCCCCCCCACACACACACACCCCACACCGGCUGGGCUAGGCCCGAAUCCAACCUCGCACGGCACGUAUGGACCUUUGGAAAAUAACAGCCUAACACCCUCCAGAGUCGAACGGACGCAUUCCUUGUGAUGCAGACAUAGAGAGGCUGACGCUGAACGAGGGUUACGUCAACGGGACACAUCAUUUCAGGAUGGAGCCUGGACAGAGGGUGCAGGAGACGUACACAGUGGAGGAAGAUCCCCAGCUGGUGGCCCCCGUUGUCUCUGUGGAGACCGGUGAAGAUGGGACCACAAGGCGCACGGAAACCACGGUAAAGAAAGUAGUAAAGACCACCACCACCCGCACAGUCAUCCCCUCCGUGUCAGACACCCUUUCCCUGGAUGGUGGUGGUUCAGUGACUGGCAUGGGGGGCUACCCUGCACCUAUGGUGUACAGACAGGGACCGGGAGGUGGCGGGCCUAUGGACUACCCUACUCACACGGUGCCCCGCAACUACCAAUACGGACCGCCGGUGGGUUACGACGACUACCGCUCUGGGCCCCCAUCUGAGGCCUACACAAGCCUGAGCAGGGGAGCCCGCAUGGAUGAUCGCUACAGACCGGUCCAUCAAGAUGGUUACAGGACUCUGGAUCCGAGCUACAGAGCCCCCAGCAGGAACCAGCUGGACCCCUAUGCGGCUCAACCGCAGGUCGGGCGUAUGGGAAGUGCCUUGGAGCUGUCCUCCAUGGCGAGGUUUGUCCCAGAGCCGUACGGUCUGGAGGACGAUCAGCGCAGCAUUGGCUACGAUGAGCCCGACUAUGGCAUGGGACACCCAAUGCACUUCAGCACAUUGCCACGCAACCACAACAACGCAUUCCCCCACGGGCCCCCACGCAGAACUGGGAGUUAUGAGGGCACUUUGGAUGGCGACAUGAGCGGACCAGGGGACGUGUACUUCUGGGGAGGAGCGCCGAUGGCCCAGGGCGAAAGAGGUAGCAUGGCUUCAUUGGACAGCACUUUAAGGAAAGGCCCCAUUCCUGGCCCCAGUGGCUGGCGUCAACCAGAGCUGCCCGAGGUCAUUGCCAUGCUCAACUACAGGCUGGACCCGGUCAGGAGCAACGCGGCUGCAUACCUGCAGCAUCUCACCUAUAAAAAUGAUAAAGUGAAGUGUGAUGUGCGUCGAAUGAAAGGCAUCCCAGCACUGGUCAGUAUGCUGGACAACCCAAACAAAGAGGUCCACUAUGCAGCCUGUGGAGCACUAAAGAACAUCUCCUAUGGCAAAGAUCAAGACAACAAGAUUGCCAUCAAGAACUGUGACGGAGUGCCCGCUCUGGUCCGGCUGCUGAGGAAGACCCGCAGCCAGGACCUCACCGACACCAUCACAGGGACGCUGUGGAACCUGUCGUCUCACGACUCUGUGAAAAUGGAGAUUGUGGAUCACGCGCUGCACGCCCUGUCAGACGAGGUAAUGGUGCCUCAUUCAGGCUGGGAGCGAGGGACCAACGGGGCCGGAGGAGGAGAGGAGAACUGCAAGCCCCGACAUCUUGAGUGGGAGACCGCCCUCACCAACACAGCAGGCUGUCUGAGAAAUGUGAGUUCAGAGCGAAGUGAGGCGAGGAGGAAGCUGAGGGAGUGCACAGGAUUGGUUGAUUCGCUCAUGUACAUUGUCCAAUCCCAGAUUGACUUUAAAGAAGUCGACAAUAAGUUGAUAGAAAACAGCGUGUGCCUGCUGAGGAACUUGUCCUAUCAGGUGCAUCGUGAAAUCCCCGGCUGUGAGCGUUUCCAGGAGGCCGCGCCCCUCAACCAGGGCCCCGCCCCCUCCGGACAGAAGGGUGGCUGCUUCAGCUCCCGCAAGGGCAAAGAUGAGUGGUUUUCCAAAGGUAGAAAAGACGAAGAUGCAGCUGCAGACAUAAUAGACAUUCCAAAGAGGACCGCACCUGCUAAAGGCUACGAGCUGCUGUUUCAGCCGGAGGUGGUGCGCAUCUACACAUCCCUGCUGAAGGAGUCCAAGAACCCCACCGUGCUGGAAGCCUCUGCGGGAGCUGUUCAGAACCUGUGCGCCGGACGAUGGACUUACGGCCGUUACAUCCGUGCCCUGCUGCGCCAAGAGAAGGGCUUGCCCAUGAUGACGGAGCUGCUGGCCCACGGCAACGACCGCGUGGUCCGCGCCAUGUCCGGGGCCCUGCGCAACAUGGCCAUCGACGCACGCAACAGAGAUCUACUCGGUAAACACGCGGUUCCCAACCUGGUGGCCAACCUGCCCGGCGGCGGUCAGAGUCAGCCAGUGCGGGCACUGUCGGAGGAGACUGUGGUGUCGGUACUGAGCACGCUCCACGAGGUGCUGGGCUCCAGCCUGGAGGCAGCAAAGACCCUCAGGGCCUCGCAGGGCAUCGAGAGACUGGUGCUCAUUAAUAAGGACGGUAACCGUUCUGAGCGGGAGGUGCGCGGGGCAGGCCUGGUCCUGCAGACCGUGUGGGGCUACAAGGACCUGCGGCGCACUCUGGAAAAGGACGGCUGGAAGAAGACUGACUUCAUGGUCAACCUAAGCCCUCCCACCAGAGCCAACGGAGGAUACGAGGACAGCACUCUGCCGCUCAUUGACAAAGGUGGCAAAGGGGACCGGGAGAUGAUCCCAAUGAAUGACAUUGGACCAGAUGCCUACUCCACACUGGACCAGCGAGUGAGAAGGAACACUCUGGAUAACACACUCGAACCUGCUGACAGAGAUGCAGUACAGGGAGGCAUGUAUGGAGAGAGGCAGGCCUCUUUGCCUCUAAUGGAUUCUUACGAUGAAAAACUGAUUGUGUGCAUCACAAGAAGACAACCUCCUCCCACCUACUGCCCUUGCUGAACUGACAAAUGGGGGACCACUACACUACCGAUGGGACUAAACUCCAUCCUUUAUACUCAAAUCCUCCGCCCCUUUUCACCCCGUUGCCGCCUCUCUUCUUCUUUCCCUUUGUUACAUUCCUCCAUCGCAGCUGACAAAACAACAAAACCACUCAGAAAUAAAACCUGGACGUGGAUCCACGCUCCCUGUGAACAACUGGAUGAGACACUAUGACCACUUCGUGCUCUGCGAGUCCUUUAAAACGCUAACCAUUCGGAUGCCACAACACUACAUCACUACACUACAACUUGCUUGGACAACUCUUAUUCUAACUCCAAGGAAAAGCGGAGGCCGUGGCUUUGUUGGAGGUGGGAGAGUAGAUUUAAAGUAAUCAAACAAAUUGGAAAAACGGGAUGAGAAUGGGACACUCUUGAAAUCACACACGUGACAUUUUUCAUAAAUGGCUAUUUUUUGCUGUGUUUUGAAGAAAUCAAGCAAACAUUCUCACUCUGAUGGCUAAAUACUGCAACAAAUGUUUUCCUACCAGUGACAGUUGAUGUUUAAUUAUUAUCCGAUACAUGUAAAGCUUCUGCUUCUGUUUUGGUAGCGGUUGUUCCUCCUCUUGCUUUGCUCUGUACACAGCGAUGUACAUGUGCCAAAUGACACCGCUAGUGCUGCGACUGCCAAUUCUGAAUGCAAGAACUUCACACACGACUUUUACAGCAGCUACACGGAACAUUGUCAUGUGCUUCAUGCGGGUGCAGCUUGUGUCGGUCGCAGCCCACCUACAAGAUGCAUGGGCAUGCUGCAUUGUCUGUAUUUGAUUGUGAUUCAUAAAUAUAAAAAAGGGUGACGGUUCCAGUAUGGAUGUUCGCAGACAAGUUAUCCUCCAUCUCAUCGGAAUAAGCCGAGUCAUUUUAUGUUAAUUGUAAGCCCCCUUGACCUUUUCAUUGAGGAGAUAUCACAGGAUUUGCGGGACACAUUUACUUCUACCCGCAGCUCCGUCAUCUUAUGAAUGUGUACAGACCAGACUGUCUCUAACUGGAGUGCCUCACUCAUUCAGGACCCGUCGGAUGGGUGACCAAUCAUGGUGUCUUUUUCUCAGCAGGUUACUAGUUGGGAAUAUUAUAUUUGGAAGUCAUCUGUUUUCUAUUCUGCAAAAUAAUAUAAUAUGUGAACUUGUACGUAUGUAAGUCUGUAUUUUUUUUUUUUUAAUAACGUAUAAAACUCUUGAGUUCUGUAUACCCUAAUGCUUCUCCAACCCGUAACUUAGCUGGCUACAGAACAGUACAUGGGGGAGUACAUCGUAUCGUCUGCUCCCCCUGCCCGCAUUUAAGUACAGCAUUCUGUAGGAGUCUUGUUCUUAGUGCCGAGUGAGAUGUAGAUACUUACUGAGUGGAUGAUUAAAAGAAGCACUGUAGGGGGAACAUGUGUUUUUCUUUUUGUUUUUCCAUGCCAAUUGAAACACGGACAGGGUGCCUCUUUUUCUCAAAGUAACACGUUGCCUUCGAGAAUGGACUGACUGAAAGAGGGAGCGAGAGCGAGGUUUUUUUUGCUAUAGCAUUGCGGUGUAUGGAGGCGUGGACCAGAAUUUGCUAUUGGGAAAAAGGUGGAGAAAAAAAAAUAAAAGCACAUUUAAACUAUAUACAAGAGUAUAUUUGUUAAUUUUAAUUAUGUAUUUUUUUAAUAUUGAUUUGGGUUCAAUGGUUUUUGGGUGCUCCUGGUGAAUGCAUAUGCAAUCAUAUGUUUUGAUUAAAAACAUUCGAUCUAUAUCUCAAUUAAUUGCAAGACAAGUUAGCUCAACAAAAUCAUCCAACAUAGUCAUCAGAUACUGGAUCACUAAUGAAAAAUCUCAUUCUGGACUACAUCUUAAUCUUUUGCCUUGGCUCUUGAAGUUGCACAUCAUCACUUAUGAAUGAAUCUUGUAACUAGCAAUACUGUUUUUAAUAAAAAAGAAAAUGAUUUUUGAGAA
Gasterosteus aculeatus aculeatus (three-spined stickleback) is the source of this 4936-nucleotide messenger RNA. It is a transcript of the gene ctnnd1, whose product is annotated as catenin (cadherin-associated protein), delta 1. NCBI's taxonomy places the organism in Eukaryota, Metazoa, Chordata, Actinopteri, Perciformes, Gasterosteidae. Gene Ontology annotation, molecular function: protein binding. Gene Ontology annotation, cellular component: cytoplasm; adherens junction; nucleus. Gene Ontology annotation, biological process: cell-cell adhesion. The record is from RefSeq and is a predicted model, not a curated record.